GCUGUGCGAUUCCAGGAUUAUCCCUUGAACAAGAUCCAGAAUAUGUACAAGGAAGAUUUCAGGAGCAUGAUUGAAGAGAAUAGGAACAGCAGUAACUCCUCCUCUGCCUUCACUCACACCAACACCAUGAGUGCCAUACUGAUUACUGCCUACUCAGUUGCCUUUGCUGGAGGUGGGAUUGGGUCCAUCACAAUGUCAUUUGUGCUGGUCACAAUGAACACUCUGUCCGUGACCACUACAGCCAUCAUUAAUCUGGUUGUUGUGCACAGCCUCCUCCUCUUCACGGUGCCCUUCCGCUUGCACUACUAUGUCAACAAGAAGUGGGUAUUCAAGAUGCCACUUUGCAAAAUCGUGAGUGCGAUGUUGCACAUCCACAUGUACCUGACCUUCCUAUUCUAUGUGAUCACGCUGGUGAGCCGGUGGCUCAUCUUCUUUCAGUGGAAGGACAAGGUGGAGUUUUACAGGAAGCUGCAUGCCAUUGCAGCAAGCACUGCCGUGUGGGUCUUCGUCAUGGUCUUCGUGGUGCCAGUCCUGUCCUUUGAGUAUGGACGCUCAGGCUCAUACAGUGAUACAACAUGCUUUAAGUUCCACAAAGAACUACAGCAUGAGAACGUGAAAGCCCUGAACUACACCAUAAUUGCAGUUGUUUCCUGCAUUACUUGUAUUCUCUUGGGCCUGCAGAUUUUCAUCCUAGUAAAAGUGGCGAGAAAACUUUCCACCUCCCUCUGGUCACACCAAGAGUUCUUGGCCCAGGUGAAAAACUUGAUUUUCAUCUGCGUCAUCAUAAUCUGUUUCCUUCCCUAUCACCUCUUUAGGGCCUACUACAUACAGCACGUGGAUGACUCUGGCCAGUUAGAAAGCUACAAUGAAGUUUUUUUGAGUCUGACUGCCCUCAGCUGUCUUGACCUGCUGUCAUUCAUGUUGAGCGGAAGCCGCCUGCUCAAGCAAAAGAUGGGCAUGCUCCGCAGCAGGUUGUCUUGCUGCUAG
Molecule: messenger RNA, 987 nt
Organism: Pelecanus crispus (Dalmatian pelican)
Lineage: Eukaryota; Metazoa; Chordata; Aves; Pelecaniformes; Pelecanidae
Source: RefSeq, a predicted model, not a curated record